Molecule: messenger RNA, 1091 nt
Organism: Periophthalmus magnuspinnatus
Lineage: Eukaryota; Metazoa; Chordata; Actinopteri; Gobiiformes; Gobiidae
Gene: psma5
Product: proteasome 20S subunit alpha 5
Exons: 10
Coding region: 131-856 (241 amino acids)
Biological process (GO): proteasome-mediated ubiquitin-dependent protein catabolic process
Cellular component (GO): proteasome core complex, alpha-subunit complex; nucleus; proteasome core complex
Source: RefSeq, a predicted model, not a curated record
UUGCCUUUAGGCGGAACGUUUCUUUCCCCUUAGUUCACUACCGGAACUUUUAUAUGUCACACCUCAGACAUUUCCCCCGAAACAAGCGAACUCAUUCAAGGGUUUGGAGGUUUUCGACCAAACAUAAAAGAUGUUUCUGACCAGAUCGGAGUAUGACAGGGGUGUCAACACAUUUUCUCCAGAAGGAAGAUUGUUCCAGGUUGAAUAUGCCAUUGAAGCAAUCAAACUUGGGUCCACGGCCAUCGGUAUCCAGACAUCAGAAGGCGUGUGUUUGGCCGUAGAAAAGAGGAUCACGUCUCCGCUCAUGGAGCCCAACAGCAUCGAGAAAAUUGUGGAGAUCGAUAGUCACAUUGGUUGUGCGAUGAGUGGAUUAAUAGCUGAUGCAAAGACGCUCAUUGACAAAGCAAGAGUGGAAACGCAGAAUCACUGGUUCACGUACAACGAGACGAUGACGGUGGAGAGUGUGACUCAGGCUGUGUCCAAUCUGGCUCUGCAGUUUGGAGAGGAGGACGCAGACCCUGGUGCUAUGAGUCGACCUUUUGGUGUAGCACUUCUUUUUGGAGGAGUUGACGAGAAAGGACCUCAGCUGUACCACAUGGACCCUUCAGGGACAUUUGUUCAGUGUGACGCUCGCGCCAUCGGUUCAGCGUCUGAAGGAGCUCAGAGUUCACUGCAAGAAGUCUACCACAAGUCCAUGACAUUAAAAGACGCCAUCAAGUCUUCUCUCACCAUCCUAAAGCAGGUGAUGGAGGAGAAGCUCAACGCCACAAAUAUUGAGCUGGCGACAGUGGAACCGGGAAAGACUUUUCACAUGUACUCCAAGGAAGAGCUGGAAGAUGUGAUCAAGGACAUCUAAAUCAACUUGAGGCACUAUGUUUUGUACCACGUGAGGAGUCCAGGCCUGAAAAUCAAAACAUUACCACCACUUUUCCAUCAAGCACUGUACAUUUUUACUGCAGCAGCAACAGUUUGUCCUGGUUUGUCUCUCUAUAGCCCUGGGUAGGUCGUGGAUCUGGGAGCAAAAAAGGGGAGGGAAGGUAUUUUUUGUUAUGAAUCAGUACAAAUAUUAAAACUGUUUUCAAAAAGACAAA